This is a messenger RNA of Colletotrichum karsti, 1131 nucleotides long. Its product is annotated as fmn-dependent dehydrogenase family protein. The record is from RefSeq and is a predicted model, not a curated record. Lineage: Eukaryota; Fungi; Ascomycota; Sordariomycetes; Glomerellales; Glomerellaceae. The transcript has 8 exons. Gene Ontology annotation, molecular function: FMN binding; oxidoreductase activity. The coding region runs from base 1 to 1131 and encodes 376 amino acids.
AUGGCAAACCGUGGUGCGACAUGGGACCCCAAGGUUCAUACCAUCCGCGACCUGAUGGAACUGGGAAGCAAGAAGCUUCCAAAGAUGUACAGAGACUACUACAACGAGGGAGCGAUGGAUCUUGUAACUUUGCAAGAUAACGAGGAAGCCUAUAACCGCUACAAGAUCCUGCCACGAAUUCUUGUCAAUGUUGACAACAUCGAUCUCUCUACCACGAUCUUCGGCGCCAAGGUCUCUUUUCCCCUUGGCUUCAGCCCCGCGGCCAUGCACAAGCUGGCACACCCCGACGGCGAGAUCGCGACAUCCCGUGCCGCUGCGAAAAUGAACAUCUGCAUGGCCCUUUCCUCAUAUGCGACCGAAUCUCUCGAGAAUGUGGCCGCGCAAGGGCUGGGGAACCCCUAUGUCAUGCAGCUGUGUGUGCUCAGAGAUCGCCAGACAACUAUCCAGAUGCUUCAGAGAGCCGAAGCCGCUGGAUACAAGGCCAUCUUUCUGUCUGUUGAUACGCCAUUGCUAGGUCGCCGCUUGAACGAGUACAGGAAUAACUUCACCUUGCCAGACGGUGUGGAGUGGCCGAAUUUGCUAUCUGAUGGAAAGAGCGAGCUUAGCGGUGAAAUUAGAGAUGGAAAGGCUGUGAGCAAGCAUGACUUCGACCCUUCACUUGACUGGGACAGUGCGAUCCCGUGGCUGAAGCAGCAUACCAAGCUCCAGAUUUGGCUCAAGGGGGUAUAUAACCCGGACGAUGUUGCGAUGGCGAUCCGAUUCGGAAUCGAUGGUAUCGUCAUUUCGAACCACGGUGGUCGACAACUGGACGGAGUCCCCGCCACGCUUGAUGCUUUGAGAAUCUGUGCGCCUGUGGCAGCCGGCAAGAUUCCCAUUGCCGUUGACGGCGGAAUUCGACGCGGCACCGAUAUCUUCAAGGCGCUCGCUCUCGGAGCGUCUCACUGUUUUGUGGGACGAAUCCCCAUUUGGGGCCUGGCGUACAACGGACAGGAAGGCUGUGAACUAGCACUCAAGAUUCUCAUGUACGAGCUGAAGAUUGCUAUGGCACUCGCGGGAACCCGGACGGUGGACGAAAUAUCAAGGGGGCAUGUGGCGUACCUCAAUGCGAACGGAGUUCUUGCAAAGCUGUAG